Messenger RNA from Diversispora eburnea, 979 nucleotides. The record is from the annotation of a GenBank genome assembly. NCBI's taxonomy places the organism in Eukaryota, Fungi, Glomeromycota, Glomeromycetes, Diversisporales, Diversisporaceae.
AUUUGAUAGAUUUGCUGUAUUUGAUCGAUUUGGAGUUAUAACAAUAUUAACAAUAGGAAUAUUAACGGCAUAUCCCGAUCCUGAUCCUGAUCCACUUGUCGAAAUCAUAUUAUUAUAUUAUCAUUUAAAAGGUGACGACGAUUCAUAUUUGGUAGAAGAAGUAACUUUUGAAGAUACCAAUGAUGCAGCAGUCAUUGAUGAUGAUGAAUAUUGUACAAUUGAUGUUGGUUCCGCUGCUACUUCAUUAGAAAUUGCAGGCAUUACAAGUACCCCUUCUAAGCCUUCUAAGGAUACUUCAUCAGCUACAUCAGCUACUACUACAAGUACUACUUCAAAAACUUCUUCAAAAACUUCUUCAGUUACUACUACACGUGCUACUACAAAUGCUUCUUCAAAUACUCCAUCAGUCACUACUACAAAUACAUCUUCAAGCAUUGAACAAAAUAAAAAUUUAAAUGGUGCUACGACAACCUCUGCUGCAACUACUUAUACAAACAGUGCAUCAAGUCAGAGCGUUCCUACCGGUAGCCUUAGUACUACAGGUAUAGCAUUAAUUGCUGCAGUUUGUAGUCUUAUUGUUAUAUUUAUAGGCGCGCUCACUUGUAUUCGUAAAAAGAAACGUCGACAAAUGACUGAUACAAUAGUCGCAACAUCUUCUUCUGCUUGGGAACAACAAAAUAAUACAUAUGAAAAAUUGGAAGAGGAAACUAAUUAUACUUCACCACCACAACCAAAACCUAUAGGUUCAUAUACAGUUAUUGCAACUUAUACUCCAACUUUACCUGAUGAAUUAGAUAUACAACCAGGAGAUAAAGUUGCUAUUUUAGUUGAAUAUGAUGAUGGGUGGGUACAAGGUGUUAAUGAAACCCGAGGAGGAACUAAAGGUGUAUUCCCUCGUCAUUGCGUAGACAUGAACAUUGCUCUAAAUAAUAAGCGAUCUAGUUCUAUGGGAACAUAUUCAGUUGUAGAUCUUAACUAA